AUGGAAGUCCAAGCCUCGGCCGUCACAGCGGCGGCCGCCAACUUGCACGCUCUGCGACAGCACGUCUUCAAGAUGUCUGAUUAUUGGCAGCAGCCGCAACGAGGCCCGCCUCAGCAUUCGCCGGGGAUACAGCAUAGUCCGAUAUCAAAUUCUACGCAACAACAACAGCAUCAGCAGGUUUCGCAGAUGCACAGUCCCCUUGGCCAGCAACAGCAACAACAACAGCAGCAGCAAGCGGCGGUGUCGCAAGUACAACAGAACGCCAAUUCUGGCCUAGGUCAAGCGACGAGUCCGCAACAACAAUUGCAGCAGCAGCAACAACAACAGCAACAACAUGCGAUGUCGAUGAAUCAGCAGGCCUCUCAGGGUGCGCAACAUCAAUCUUCCCCAGCACCCACUACACCGUCGCCACAUGCGGAUCACCAAGGUGCCAUCGCCUCGAGCAUGGCCCAAAGUCUCCACACGUUGGCGGCACAGGCCCAACAGAGUAUGUCUCAAACGUCGAGCCCAUCGCUGGGCGUUCAAGCUGCUCAAGCUCUAAGCCAAAACCUAGGACAAGCAUUAACGCAGGCCCUCACUCAAAACAUGCAACAGAAUCUCGGUCAAACGUUGCAGCACAAUCUGGCGCAAAGUUUGACGCCCAAUCUGUCGCCUCAACAACAACAGCUGCUGAAUCAACCGCAAAACCUAAGUCAAACCAAUCAAAGCUUGCAGAAUAUUCAAAGUCAGGCGCAAAAUCUUUCCCAGACGUUACAACAGCAGGCGCAAAAUCUAACGCAAAACCUCAGCCUCAGUCAACAACAGGCGUUGCAGCAGCAGGCACAGAAUCUCACGCAAAAUCUUCAACAACAGGCGCAAAACUUGACGCAAAAUUUACAACAGCAAGCACUUAAUAUGGCCGGUACAAUCGGACAAAACGGUGCGUUAACCGGUAUGAACAUGUCGGGUAGUCAACAACAAAACUCGCAGAAUUCGAUGCUUAGUCCUGGCGCGACCAGCCAAGACUCCCACGACGCUACACUCACGGAGAAGCUCGUCAACGAGUUACAGUCUCGUGCCUCUGCGGCGGGGCUUGGUGGUGCAGGAGGUGCUGGCGGAGGCGGAGGAAUGGGCAACAUCAGCGAACGCACCCUCGAGGAAUGCUGGUCCACCCUGCAGCGAUUCUUCUCGCAGAUCUUCAUGCACAAGAGCGCGAUGCAGAUGCACGCGAGGGAGCUGGGUGCUGGCGCACUGACGGCAAGACCCGGGGGUGGCGUCGCAGGAGGCCUCGCGGGUCUCAGCGUCGGUGUUGGCGUUGGCGUCGGACCCGGGGGCAUGAUCACCGGUAACGAGGUCAAACCACACCAGUGCCAGCAAUGUCUCAAGUCCUUCUCGAGCAAUCAUCAGCUCGUGCAGCAUAUCAGGGUUCAUACCGGCGAGAAGCCCUAUAAGUGCAGCUACUGUGACCGCAGGUUCAAACAACUUAGCCAUGUGCAACAACAUACCAGGCUACACACGGGUGAACGACCGUACAAGUGCCAUUUACCGGACUGCGGACGGGCUUUCAUCCAACUAUCGAACCUUCAGCAACAUCUUCGGAAUCACGAUGCCCAGGUGGAAAGGGCGAAGAACCGGCCGUUCCACUGCAACAUCUGCGGAAAGGGCUUCGCCACGGAGUCCAGCCUCCGUACCCAUACGUCGAAGGUCAGUCAUGAGUUGCAACAGCGUGUUGUGUUCCAGCAACACGCCGCCCUGAUCGGCGGCCCGAACGCAACCAGCUGUCCUGUCUGCCACAAACUCUUCCUCGGUGGCGAAGCUCUGAUGGAGCACAUGAAGCACACCCACAAGGAUCCAAAUGCCUCCGGCGUUGCCAUUCCCUCCGCUGACUGCACAACCUCCGUUGCCGGGGUUUACCUAGCGAAGCGACGGACGGCCAACCACCCGUGCCCGGUGUGCGGAAAGCACUACGUCAACGAGGGUAGCCUUAGGAAGCAUCUAGCCUGCCAUCCUGAGACCAGUCAACUUAGCACGAGCCUCAGAAUGUGGCCGUGCUCGGUGUGUCAAGCGGUCUUCACUCACGAGAGCGGUUUGUUGAGUCAUAUGGAACACAUGAGGAUGGAUCCGAAACAUCAGUUCGCGGCGCAAUACGUGUUGAGUCGCGCGGCGGCCGAUAGGAGAGAAAGGGAAAUUCUCGCGAGUUCGAGUCUAGGUGCGGGGCUAGGUGUUUUGGGAGGUCAAUCUGGAGGACCACAAAAUUUGCAGCAACCACCGAUGUGCCCAUCGCCGUCGGCCCACUCCGAUAGCAGCAGUGGAAACGGACGGCUAUCGUCGGCCGGAAGUGAACCUGAUUUCUGCGCAGGCACCGGUCUAUUGAACAACAACAACAAUAACAACAACAACAACAUGGCAUCGCCAGGACCCAGCGGUAACAAGCUGAGUGAAAUGUUGAGAGCGGGCAGUCAGCCGGGUUCCGCGCAACAAUAUCACGACGAGAUGCAAUCGCAACAACAACGCAUGGCCGUCAUGGCCGCCGCCGUGUCAGCGGGUCUACAAAACUCGGUGUCGCCGAAUUUGUCGCCCGUAGACAUGGCGUCGUUAGCGGCAGCCAUGAGGAUGGGUAACAACGGAGAUAUGAGCGGCAGUGCUCAAGGAUCGGCUGGAUCUCAACAGCAAGGCGUUCAGGCUACCGGACCCGAACAAGCUCUGAGAAUGCAUCAAGCGGAAGCUUUGUUACGUUCUCAAGCUGAAGCUGCCCUUCGGCUAGCGGUGUCCCAGGCAGCGGCCGCAGCGGCAAGUUCAGCGGUUGGGGGAGAUGUGAGACAUCAUCUAACGCAACAUAAUGGCGGCGGAACUUCCGGUAUACCAGGACAUCACGCGAAUCAACAAAUGUCACAGCAAGACAGCUUGUCGCCCGAGUUCGGGGAAGCUCUACGCCUACAGGAGCAACGAUUAGAGCAAGCCCUGAGGCUUCACGGUGACCCACGCGCCCUGAGUUUUACCAUCCAGCAGGUGGUCAAUCAACAGAACAAUCAGCAACCAUGAAAGUUCAGUUACUACUGAGACGAGUGGACCCCUUGGACGCAAGAGCAGACGGCUCUGCAGCAAGUCGAGCGUAUGAACCAACAGCAGCAGCAGCAACAUCAACAACAAGCAUCGGAACGCUUGACACCUUUAAACAAUCAUCAGCAGCAGAGCUCGUCCGGCAUCGGCCAUCACCAGCAUCAGCAACAACAGCAGCAACAUCAUCAAGAGGAUCGGGGUGUCAAGAGGAAAGUAGAAGACAUGCUCGGUAAUGCCGAAAACGCGUAAAAUGCGGUGCGUUCAAGUGCGGUCAUCAACGAAUACGCUCAACGUCUCAGCAGUAUGAAAAAGAAAAAAAUAUAUACGAAAGAAAAGAGCGCGCGGAAGUUUGAAAUAAGGGACUUCGUAGACGGACCGGACGAUUGUUUCUUAAAAAAAAAAAGGAAAAAAAGAAAGAAAGAAAACACGCCCGGACUCCGUUAGUUUUCGCGAUUCUCGCGAGAUCAACGAGCCGAACUUGUUUAGCCGUAUUGAAACUCGAUACUCCGUUCGAUUUAAAUGAUCCAUCGGAGAUGAUAUUAGAGACGUAGGUACGGCUAAUCCGUUGCACGGUGUCGAUUCGACGUAACAGUGGCGACGCUUGCCUCCGACUUUUACGAUGUUCCUCGCGUCGUACACGUUGUUCCUAUUUCGGUCCUAAAGGGAAAAACAAAAAAAAAAGAAAAAGAAAGAAAAAGAAUGUAUUGAUCUCGAUCGAGAACGUCGUGUACGCGACACCAGAAAAGAAGAGAGACAGAGAGAAAGAUAGAAGGAAGAAAAACAGGGAGUGCCACGUUAUUGGUGUUUUCGCGUGUAAAUAAUGGACGUUCUCGGGUCGUCUUCCGCCGACCCUUUUCUCAAAUCGCGAAUGCCGAUUGUUCUUCCGCAACUAUGGGAGAUAUAUACUCUUACUCUAUCCUCUUCUAUUUUAAGAUCCUCUGGGAUCACAGGUACGCGUCGCCACCGUUACAAGCUUGUGUCGUCACCCGAAACGUGCCAUAAUGAAUGAAUGGAAGACCGUAGUCGUCCGACUCGUCCUCGUUGUGUUUACUAACGCGAUCGCUCCUCGUCAGUCGGUCGCGUUUCGUAUCGCCUUGAGGACGUGUGACGCGGUACUUAUAUGACUUUUUUUAGUACAAGAGCCAUAACGACGGGCAACGAGAAUUCACAUGAUCACAAGUGAUCCUCCAGUCCGAUUCGCGGUUCAACAACCGAGCUAUAUGUAUAUUCAUAUAUUUAUAUAUACGUAUACAUAUAUAUAUAUAUGUAUAUAUAUAUAAAGUCUGCACGAACAUCGGUCAUUAUAUAUAUAUAUAUGUAUAUGUAUAUAUGUGUAUAUAUGUAUAUAUUUAUAUUUAUAUACAUAUGUAUGUACAUGUAUCUAUGUAUGUAUGUAUACAUACAAGCCAGUCUCAAGGUUCCCUUAAUCUUAAUCUCCCGUAACGUUUAAGAAAACGAAUAACACGCGAUACACACAGAACACAGAUGAAAAAAUAGAAAGAAAACAGAUAGAGUCGGAGUGAAACCGCCGUAAACGUAUACGUGCGUCGACAAAACGAUGAGAAGAUCGGUCGCACUCUCUCGAACGAGGGUAUAAGCCCUUCUCCUCGUAAUCGUAAUUCACGCUUACGGCUACGUGAAAGACACAUAUUAUAUACACGCAUACACACAAAGAAACUCCGUGAAGAGAAGAAAGAAAAUAGGAGGGCCGAACGUGUUUCUCAACGAGCGUGCCGCGUUCCCGAAAAACAAUGCAAACAAGUGUGAAAGAACAUUAGUGAUAAACACACACGCAGAGACGCACAUACCACACACACAGGCACAUACACAUAUAUAUAUACACGCGCUAAUAUAGCGUGGACAAAUGGGGAACGCAUCACACGCAUGUAACCACACACGCACGUAUAGACAUUUGGUAGGACACACUCUGUACACAUUAAGCACAUACUGAAAAUACAGUUACUGAUAAGAUACACAUGAAUAUACACACACACACACAUUAUAUAUAUAUAUAUAGACACACACAUACACACAUACGUACUGUGUAAACUCUUGAAGAAAAAAAAUGCGCGCAACUUGUGCUCGUGAUAGCACGAAAACUAUUAGCUCGUAAGCGGACAAACAAAAUAUAAUUAUUACAAACAGUUAUAUUAUAUAUAUUAUAUAUACAUACAGAGUAUGAAGAGUAUGAUGGAAGAAGCGAAGAGAAACAAAAAAGAAAAAAAAAAAGAAAAGAAUAGUGCACGGGUGCGAAGAGAGAGAAAGAGAGGGAGAGAAAGAGAGAGAGAGAAAGCGAGAGAGCGAGAAAGAGAGAGUGUAUGAAAGAAAGAGAGAAAGAGAGAGAGAGAAAGAGUAGAAAGUCACCCGAAUAAAGCACGCAAAACACACAUUUUAAAAUGAAAAAAAAAAUUUGAGCGUGAAUGCGAACGAACGUUUUUCGUGAGCGAGCACGCUCGAGAUGAUGAUGCAGAAGAGAUAAAUAAAAAAAAAACUAAAUGCUAAAUAUUAUAUAUAUAUUAUAUAUAUAAAUAUUAUAAAUAAUGAAUAUAGGGUCUAUGAGACUAGGAUAGUUAGGCGAAAGAGAAAUUUCGUGCGAGUGAGGCGAGCGCGUCUGUGUGAUUUUACGCGAUUCCGAGAAUCUUCGCCGAGAAAAUGUAAGUACGAAGAAUGAUUGAGAGAGAGAGAGAGAGAGAGAAAGAAAGAGAGAGAAAGAAAGAGAGAACGAAUGAGAGUUCGUGAGAAUGAGUACGAAUGUAAGAGUGAAAGAGAAACAGAGACAGAAGCAAUAACGAAAGAAAGAACGAGUGAAAGAGAUCGAUGAAUGUGGCGACGAAAUUGGAAACGACGCGUAAACGCACGGAUGCGCACGCGGUGCGAAUGUUAGAAUCGAGUAAAUGAGAAUGCUUCGUGAGCAUCAAGGAAGAGAACGAGUGCGUGAAGAUUAAAAAAAAAAAAGCGGAGCGUUUGAGAUUUUAGAAUGACGUGCUUCAGGUAAUCUGAGGUCCUGUGAUCGUUAUAAGCGAAAUAUUUUUUUAUUUCCGGGUAAUAUAUCUGAACGCGUAAAGCACUUGCGUCGUUUCGAACUUUUACUUGCAAUAUACCGUUACGUUCUCGCAAUACUUAGGAAGAAAGGAGAUUGAACAAAAACGAAAAAUGAAUAAAAUAAAGACGAAUAAGAAGAGAAAUGGAUGAGGAAAAAAUAAUACGAAGAUGAGGAUGACGAAAGGAUGAUGAAAGUGUAUCGUAGAAAGUCCGUACGUUUGACCGUGGAGCGAACUAUAGGAAAAAAAACUAUCGAGUCAACCCCUUCGUCCUUUUCAAAAGGCGAGCACUCAUACUUUAGAGUCCCAUUUAACCUUUCACGUUAAUUCACCUAAACCUUCACCAUCACGGAUUAACAAAUCUUUCGAUCUAGUUUCCAAUAUCUUGCCAUUUGAAAAAGAAAAAUAACGGAAUAAGAAAUAAUAUAUCGUGGAUCGUCCAUACUUUUGAUGGGGUUUCUUUCGACAUACAAAACGAAAUACAAAACGAAAGGAAAUGUUGACGGUUUACGCGCCAAAUCGAUGAAAUAACGAAACUGAAUUUUACGAUUAUAAUCAUUCGCGGAUGUAACAAUGAUCGAAAGCGGGAGAUAAUAAUAACGAUAAUAAAACCGAAAAAGUAAAUAUAAAAGGAAAACGAAGCCCUCUCUUGAAACAAAAGGAAAGAAAAAAAUUUUUUUGAAAUCAAUGCCGACAGUAACGGUGAUUAUUCGGACAAAGUAAUAAAAAAAAGAAUAGAGGGUUGAUUAAAAAUUAAGACGGAUCGGAAGUACAAAAGACGCGCGAUAAGAUUCGACUCAUUGUCAGGAGACGUUCGACUUCUUCGUUUCUUUGACUGACAAUCGCGGAACUAGUAGAGUGCGGAAACGAAUGGUAGCGUGCCGAAUAUAAUAAUCUCUUUCCUUCCCCCUUGACAUACGUCGAACCGCGUUGUUGUUGUUAUUGUUAUUGUUGUUGUUGGCCCCCAUUCGGAGAUUCUCGACGAGACUUUUCGUUCUUUACCGGCUCGUAACUUACCACCUAAUGAUAUCUCCCGCUUUCGUUGUUUCUUCUACGAUUUGAUUUCGUAAUGAAAAAAUAUAUAUAUAUCCUCACGAGUUUCCUUGACGAAGAAGGAAACUUUUUUCUGAAGAACCAUUUCGGAGCGACAAAUUUCUCAAAGAAAUUCAUUAAUAUUCUAUAAUUUAACACCGUGGAGUUUAACACGAGAAUGAAAAAGUGAAAGAUAAAAGUAAAAGAAAAAAACAAGAAAAAAAAACAAAAAAGAAAAACAAAUUAUUAAAAGUUAGAGGAGACAGGAAAAAAAACCCAUCCAAAGAAGGAAACCGAUCGAUUUUAAUUUUGUGCUAAAUCUAGAACGAAAUACCGUCGGGUUUUGGUGUCUCUCUCAUUUUCCCUUUUCAAGGAACUUGUUCCCGUCAAGUCCCUUUGUUCGCCAAUUACGAAAGUAUAGCCUAACGUCGUCAUCUUCGUUGAACGUAAAAGACACGCGCCAAGAAAAGCCGCCGGGUAAACAGGCUUUUUCCACCAUCCGGGACGAGAAAAGAAAAGAUCGCUAAAGGAUUCAUCGUCAAAGCUACAUUUUACAAUCGAACCCGCCUCGCGCGCGAGACUCCGGAGGUAUCGAAACUUUCGACGAUCUCGCGCCACGGUCAAGAAAUAAUUUUGCGUCUCGUUAAAGGAUAUAAAAUAAUGGAAAACAAUUUUUUCGACCAAACGUGCCCCAAAAUUAACUCGAUGGACCAAAGCGCGGCAUAUAACGAGAACAAAAAAAAAAAAAAAAGAAAAAGAAAAUAAAGAAGUCCAAAAACGAGUACCCACGAGAAUGGAGAAAAAAAAUUAAAAAAGAAAAUUAACAGGAUAAAAAAGAGGAAGAAAAGAAUAAAAAGUAAACUUCGUUCCCCGAGUCUCGCGCUGAGCGAUCGCAGGUCGAUCAUUGGUCGUUCUUAUUAUAAAGAAUUUUUACGUUACAGGGCGUUUUUUCCUCGGAUUAAGUAGUAUGUAAAUACACCUUGAUAUCACAAGCAUAAACUGAGAAUUUACUGAUAAACUUAAAGGAAGUACAUAAUGCGAAAUAGGGUUAGUUUCUAUGUAAAUACCUAAAGCUGGACGAGUGCAUACACCUCGUUCAUGCAACCAACGAUAAUCGUUUUUAUCGAACCAGAGCUUCUGUUCGUCGUCGGUGUACGCCUGGACGUCGACGAGUGUUCCUAUUCGGAUUAUCCUCUUACGCUCGUCUUAGAACAAAUGGCGGUAAUCUUAGGAGGAAUGCUCUGCGAGCCGAGCGUCGCUGAUCGGGAAAUUCUUUUUUUUUCUCGACACCGAUACUCUCAAGCGCGACACGCGCCAAUGCAUAUACUUACACUUAUACUAAAACGUAACACACAUACGCAUACACACAGAUACACACAUAUACACACAAACACGCACAACACAGAGAUAGCCUUGCGAUGGAUUGUACAGCUAUGCUAAAACAACAUUACCAACUCGAACAACAACUUUCGGCAUUAUCAUAUUACUCUUGCACAACUCGGCACCGAUGAGAAUUCUAUAUAUAUAUAUAUAUUUUUUUUUUCUCUGACUUCGGGCUAGGGACCAACAUUCGGUUUUACUCGCCAUCUAUAAUGAUAAUCGGACCGGCCGUUUAGAUAGAAUGACGAAAGAAACAACGUAACGCUGUUUUAUAUUUGGGACGAAGCGAAGAUCGCGAAUUAUUUUUUAAUCUCGUUUGUCGUGCACGUAUCAAAAUAUAAACGAAGGCUCAUUAAUUAUAGGGAAACAAAGAAAGAAAGAUAGAGAGAGAGAGAGAGAGAGAGAGAGAGAGAGAGAGAGAGAGCGUUGGAUUGAUCGGCAUGAAAGAUUUGUGGAUGUCAUUUUAACUGUAAAGCUGUGUUCUUUGAACAUGACUUAAGGUUGCGAAAUUGUUGAAAGGUUGAAACGAAUGUGCAUGAACGAGAGUGCGGACGAACUUAGCUUCGAGGGCACAAAGUUGAGGUUUAGAUAAAACAAAACGGAAAAGAAAAAAAAAAGAAAAAAUACGAUCCGAAAUAAGAUCCGAGAAAGAUAGAAAGAAUACGAUCCGAUCGGAAAUUUUUCAAUGACUUCGCUUUCAUACAAAAGAUAUAUAUGAUAAUCAAACAAAAACAGAAAGAAAGAAAGAAAAGAAAAAUCAUCGACCGACAAAUGCCAACACUUACAAAAGUCAUUUCAAAAAGAGAACAAUAAAGAUCUUAAUUUUUACGGUCCCUAAGAAAAAUCCACGAAGGAAAAAGAAAGAAAAUAAAACGGGUGCACACAACAAUGCGAUAAGAGUGCAGGAGAACAAAAAACAAAAUGAAAAAAAGAAACAAAAAAAAACAAAGCAAAAAGGAAAAAUGAGAAAAAGAGAAAAGAAAAAUUGUGAAGCUUUCGAAAUGAUACCAAAAAGAAAAAAAAGGGUUAGAAAACGAAUGAAGAACGAUAAAAUCAAAAAAAGCAGUACCAUUUAUCAACACCAUCACCAUCACAAAAGAAAUAGAACAACAACAGCAACAAUACAAAAAACACAAUACCACUCUAACCACCCACGUCGAAAUCCUUCAUGGACACGAGCACACGCACCGUGGACCCAUGAAACGAUUGACAGGCGAGAAUUUUUCAACAAAAAAGAUAAUAAUAAUAAUAAAAAAAAAAAAGAAAAACGGUGCAUCCUGCCGUGCGCCGAGGGUUGCUUUUUCAUGUCGAAUGCAAAAGUAACGAUGAAAGAUAAAAAAAAUAUAUAAGUUAGAGAAAAAGCGCACACACACACAUUCGAACGGGGCAGCCAAUUGAAAUUUUCCCCAUUAACCACUUAACCUUUUCCAACCGUGAAUCUGACAGCCCCUACCCCCUCAAUCCACCCUCUAAUUCCCAAGUCCACUACCACUAUUCCAUACCCCUCUACCAAAUCCAAAAAAAAAUAAUAAUAGAGAGACCGAGUGAGAAAGAAAAAAAAGAAGCAUAAUAAAAUAUCAAUCACACACAUCUCCGCGCGAGAAGGAGGAAUUCCCGAGGCGCCGGCCCGUGCCCCGCGAACGUUGUAUCAUAAUUUUAAAUUAAAUGAAAAUAAUAAGAAGUAACGCAAAAAAAAAUAAUAAAAAAUAAAUAAAUAAAUAAACGCUAAUAAUAAUAACGCGAAAGAAAAGCUAAAAAAAAAAUAAAUAAAUAAAUAAAUAAAUAAACACAAUGAAAAGCACACAACAUUACAAUAGCUCUAGUAGUGUAUGUUCUGUAAUCGAAGCAGGAAUAAGCGCAGAUAAAUGAUAAAAAUAAGCGCGCACGUCACGACGCUCACCUUUUCCUUCAAAAAGAGGUGGGAGAACGACGUGCCGCUAAAAAAAAGCACAAAAAAAUAAUUUACAAAUAUAUUGAUUUACAUAUGCCCGUAACUAAUAAGCGGGUCGGUGGCGCAGCGCUCGCAAGCAGUACUCGCCCCAUUUAUAAGGAGCUCUCUCUAAACCCCCCCAUCCUCUUCCGUAAAAAAGGGCAACGAUCUUCUCUCUCGUUUACUCAUUCACGGGAUCACCGUUGAACCUAUCAAACUCGGGCCAGUAGGUAAAAUGCGAAUCUUCGAAAAGCGAGAGAAACGGAGAAUGGGAGAGCGUACGAACCCGAAAGGUUGAAACGGUCCCUGUGCGAGCCGACCGGACUUAAUUCUAGUCUAGCUCAACGAGAAGGAGACGAUCCCGAUUAUCACGCCAAGAAAUAAAGAAACAGAGAGAAAGAGAAAGGAAGAGAGAGAGAAAGAGAGAGAGAGAGAGAGACAGACAGAUACAGACAGAUAUGUAAAUUAUCGGAGACGAGUCUACGCGGCGAGACCCUGCAAAACCGACCCUAACCAUAAUCUUAAUCUCUUUCAUGUAAAUUUGCUAAAUGUUUAAAUAAUCUAAAACUUGCCAUAGCCCGGAUGCGCUGGUGCAUACUCCCAGCGCAUACACACUACAAAUACGACUCGACCUAACGAAUAAACGCAAAAAUCCGCGGCAACGUCUCCAAUGCAAACGACGUUUAAGGGGUGAGCGACGCCCACGUCAAUCAAUGGGGACGCCCGCGGUAGAAUUGGUAUUCUCGACAAGGAACAAUUCACAACAGGCACAGAUUACAACUACAGCAACAGAGGAACACGAGCAAUUACCCGAAUACAUCGGACACAAAUACACGCACAGCAAUUGGUAAGGAGAGCCCUGUACACAUAAACACAUUCUUAUUACACGCUCGACAAACUCUUACACUAUAUCUACACUUCGUACACAUAAUAAAUACACAUGCUACGGAUAUGUAAAGCCAAUUGAUUUUGUAAAUUGUCUAAAAAAGGAAAUUUUUCGUGUGAGUUUUAAACGCAAAAGAAGAAAAAGAAAAGCAAAUAUAAUUUCAAGAUAGCACAAUGUGGCAAUACAACAAUUCAAACAUAUUCGGCCCAAUAUCUACAUCUAUAUCAAUAUUUUCAUGCGACAAUUCGAAAUAUCGCACCGAUCCGUCUGGAAUGGAUUUGUUGGAGGAUAUUUGAAUCGAACCGUCCUUCUAGGUGGAAAGGAUCCAUACCACCGAUGAAAAAAACUUCACGGUGGCUCGAGCAAAAGAAAAACAAACAAAAAAAAAAGAAAAUCAAAUAAAAAAAAGCAAAAAAAAACACAAAAAGCUAAUGAUUUGAAUAAUAGAAAGAAAAAUAAAUGAAUCAGUAAGAAAACAUUCGCGGCCUUUGGCAUACGUUUGGAUGCAGAACCGAUGAUGAAUGAGCUUGCACGGAAUCCCGUGCGAUCUCCAUAGUCCCCCGGACUUGACGAAAGAAAACCCGGCAAUGAUACGAACGAACUCUCCAUAGCGAAGAGUUUCGAUCCUGACGAUGGACAGACAAUGAGGUGCCGCAAAGUAGUCCAAUGGACAAAAAUACGAAUGGACGAAAGAAAAGGAAGAAAGAAAAGAAUGUGAAUGAGAGAUAAUCGUCACGAGAAAGACUUACGGCAUCUCGGCAUAAUCUAGUGAACUGUCUGUUCCACGAUAUAUAUAUAUAUAUAUAUAUAUAUAUAUAUAUAUAUAUAUGUAUGUAUAUGUAUGUAUGUAUGUAUACAUAUCUCAUAAAAAAAUAAAAAAUAAAAUAAAAUAAACGAUGAGAAGAUGAAGAUGAAGAAGAAUAAGAAGAAUAAGAAGUCGAAGGAGAAGAAAGGCGCUAUUAAAUAAGACGACCUAGGAAGUGGCAGCGGCGUUGUAGGAGCCGUUGUUCGAGUACGGCUUUACAAGCAAAAACCGUUGGUUUGUUUUCGAUCGGGUUUUAAUUUUUUAAUGAAAUAAUCUCACGACGAAUAUCGCGUACGAUCGAGAUCGCUGAUUUCAAAUCGAAAAAAGGGCGAAUGACGUAUGUGUAUAUUCGUGGCAGUGUGUAUCGUAAGUGCGCAGCAUAUGAUAAAACCGACAGUCUUGCAGUGCGAGCGCCUCGGCAGCAUUCGCGUCUUCACGCGGUGACCUUGACCGAGCCUCCGUGAUUAAAAACCGGAAUAAGUUGUUUCAAUGUCCACUAUAUAAAUGAAGAGCCAUAGUCGUUAUGAGGCGGUGACUCCAAUCUCGAUAUCGUCGACGACCGAGCAAGUCCGUCCAUAAUUUCGAUUUUAUCUAACUUUAACUAGAACCUAAAACGACGAUCUAAUAAAUUCGAAUGCAAUUUGAUGAUUAAUAUGUCGUGUGACAAAAUUUAAAGUCGAACUUUUCGGAUAAUAUUUCUCGAUCGGUGAGCGAUAACGUAUCAAAUUCAGAGGUAUACUGAUAUGUACCAAAAGAAAAUAAUAUAUUUCGCGUAAAAAGAAAAACAGAAGGAGGAGAAGGAGAAAGAGAAAAAAGAACAAAAAUUUCGCUCACUACUCAGGACGGAUAAGAAUCGUAUCAUAUCGCGUGAGAAAAAAUAUUAGCAAAAAUAACAUCCAAAGGAGUGGCAACUGCCUUUUCAUUCGGACGACCAACAACAACUGCGAUUCUCGACGAUGACGAGCAUUCGGAGCCAUCGCGUGGGUCCGUCACUGAAGGUCUCGUGAUUCUAGCGAACGCGGUGCCUUCGUGACGGGCGAUACUCUUUUUCAAAAUAUUCUCCAAGUUUUCGUUAAUGAGAAUGUGUUUUUUCUCCCUUGUAUCCCUUAGUGAACCCUCUCUAUUCGUAUCCGAGGUGAAAGACCGAGUCCGAUCGCAAAACAAUACGAUUAGGGACAAUCAAUCAAUUAUACGAUGAACGUAAAAAACGAAAGAGUAUUAAAAGAACAAAAAAUACAUACGUAGAAAAAACAAACGAAUGAAACAUAAAUAAGGCCUAAAAUGAAAUCGAUGAUGACACAUAACCGUCCGUUGAGUGGGUGCCUUCGUCAGGGUUUUCCGUUACAUUAAACGAACGUUUUCAAGUAUAACUCACAAUUAGUAGUGUUAUGGUAGAACAGUAAUUACAGUGUACCGCAGUAAACAAUUAACUAAGUAAGUAUACAGGAAGCACGUGGUCUUUUUCAGUGUCUACAGUAUCGUCGUACACCACCGUGCAGUGGAACGACCGGAAACACCGGAUUCAUUUCGCGUGCAGUUCCCUUCCCGCCAAUUUCACCUCUUACCCUCCAUCGUCAUUACUAAUCCAAAAAAUUUCGCUAAGCAGCUCGAUUCGAUUCAGUAAAUUGACAAAAUGACGGAUGGAUCGAAAAUUUUUGAUCGAAAGGAAAAUACUUCGAAAUACCCUCCCAUAUACCCGUCCUACCGAAUCCGUCGUUUCGACGCCAUCCACCGUCCGCGAGAUCAGAGAUACAAUCAGCAUUUAACAGAUAAAUAUGAUAAUAAGUGUACUAAGUGUCAGUAGUUUAGCCAACGUGUACAUUGUAUACUCCAAUAGAGGAAAGGAAGGGAAAGAAGUAAGAUGGAUAUAGAACAAGAAAAGAAACAACUUUAUAAAGAAGAUAGUUUAGGAAAGAGAAAUAGAGAGAGAGAGAGAGAGAGAGACAGAGAGAGAGAGAGAGAUAGAUAGAGAGAGAGAGAGAGAAAGCGAGUUUAAAGACGAUUGCACGGUGGAGCCAUAUUUAACCAAUCAAUAUGAUUAAUUAAUAACAGUACCGUAACCAUUUGUCAAGUCGACUUAAUUAACAGUUAAGCAGAAUGCAUACGUAUACACUUGCAUACAUACAUACAUACAUACAUACACACAAUAUAUAAACACACACACAAGAUAUAAACACACACACACACAUCCAUACAUACACGUUUAGUUACGUAAAAGAUAUAUUUACGUAUCCAAUGUGUAACACACAACAUAAACACGAAUACGCGAUGAUACAAAGGGGGAGAUAAUAACACAAGAAACAUAAAAACAUCCGUACUCAAGAGUAUGUAAGGAUCAAGCGAUCGCACAGUAUCGCUCAUUACUUAUUAAAUAAAUCGCGUAGGCACUCACUACGGAUAGGAAAGUAGAGGACUUUGGGACUCGGACCCGGAUAAGAGGGUGCCUGAACGCACAAGCCACUUCACUCUCGCGUAUGUAGUCUACGUGUUUCCCUCUCGUCGAGAGCAUAAACGAUCGGAAAAAAGUGUGCGACGUGCGUUCAGGUUCUAUCCUGUCGUUAUUUCAAUUGAUCUUUCCAGUGCAGCCUUGAGUUAUUUCACUUACGGCGUUGCUUUCAACACAAAAUAAAACCCCCACCACCCAUCCCCCACUGGCCACCUGAAAAUCAUCCGCUCAUAUUCCUCGAAAGGAUGACAUACCCUCGACACACCAAUCCUCCUCAGUUUCACACGUACGCGUUGUUUCAAGUUCGUUCGCGAUGUCUCGAUUACGUGAUCGCCCUUUUGGGCACGUCUCCUCGUCCAACAACAAAACGAUUUUUGAUCGAAUACUUUUUAUCGUAUUCUUUUUUCUGUUUUUAUCAUUAUCAACUAUUCCAAAUUUCGAAAAUAUUUGACGAAUCAAAAAUGAUCUCUUUCCAGUCAGUUCGAAUUAAAAUACAUUUCUUUCGUCUUUUCGAAUUCAAAGAUCUAAAAAAUUCGCGAUAACCAUUGGCAAUAAUUGUGACAAAAAAAGAAAAAAAGAAGAAACAAAGAACUGAACGAAUAUUUUGUAUAAAUUGGAAGAGAGGAGGCUUGCCUAAGCCACGACGAUCGAUAAGAUGCGAACGUUGAGUUAAACAUUUUGAAAACUUUUAUGUACAGUUAGUUACCGUGUAAUACAGCGCAUAUUAUCGUUUAUUUCGUUGGCGGUUCCUUUGUCCUGCCUUUCACGAAUCACAACGAUCUUCAGACCGGAUCGUUCUAAAUUUCGAUUGAUUUGGCAAGGUAAACGGACCCACGCCACUUUAAUGGUAUCGAUUGAGUUUGGUCGAAGUCCCCUUUUGGGCAAACACACCGACGCACUUCCGGUCCCGCUGGCUCGCCGUAAAUCAUUCAAGAAAAAGAGAGAGAGAGAAAGAAAGAGAGAGAGAGAGAGAGAGUCAGAAAGCCUCCCGUUCGAAAUUCGAUUCUAGUCAAAAAAGGUACAAAGCCGAAGCGAGUGGAGCUCGUUGCGGAGAAAAUCGGUACUUAUUUUAGCAUAUGUUAUAAAACUAAACAAAAGGAAAUGGAAAAAAAGGAAGGAGAAAAAAAUCGGUCAAAGUAAAGCACGGGAGAAGCUCUUAGAUGAUCGUAAGAAAGGAAAACAAAAGCAGAAAUUAAAGGGUAGGAAGAGAAGGGGGAGAAGAGUAGAAGGGAUGAAAAAUCGGCCGAUUUCCAAAAUACGCGGCCUAGCGGGACCGUACCCGAAAGAAUAUAUCCGCGCGUUGUUGACAAAACAUAGCCUCUUUUCGUUGUACAUCACACGUCGGCCAUGACACGGUCGAUCUCCAUUGUAUGAGGAAGAAAAAAGAAAAAAAAAAGAAAGAAGGAAAGAAAGAAAGAAAGAAAGAAAGAAAGAAAGAAGGAAAGUAAGUAAGAAAGAAAGAAAGGAAGGAAGAAAGAAAGAAAAGAGAAAAAAAGUACGACACUCUUUCCGAAAGAAAAUACAAAAAAGAAUAAAAAUUUGCAAAAAAAUGGAUGUACGGUGCGAAUGAAUCUUUCGAGAAGCUUCGAUCGUUGUUCCGUCGCGUUUUUCAGUUUUUCUUUUUCUACCGAACCGCAACCGUUAAAUAACCCCCGACCUACCCCCAUUCGCUUAAGGCAAGGUCCACGAAACAGAGGCCUCUUCUUAUCUGAAUCAUAAUUUAGAAAGAAAUCAGGCCUCGGUCUUGCGAACCAAGCCAUUCGAUACCGCGGUUAAUCCUUACAAUUAUUGCUAUUACUACUAUUAUCAUUAUCAUUAAUAUCAUUACGAUUUAUUAGUUGUAUUAAUAAUUAUUAUAAACAUUGCUGGGGGCAAUUGGAAGCGUAUUUUAUAGAGAAUAUAUAUAUAUAAAUCUAUAUAUAUAUAUAUAUAUAUAUAUAUAUAUAUAUAUAUGUAUGUAUGUAUAUCUAUAAAAAAAAAAGAAAGAAAGAAAGAAUGAGAUAGAGAAAAAAAAGAGUGCAAGGGCUAGGUAAAAAAAUUUCCCGAUUCGUCGAAGCCAUAAUAUAUGAAUUAUUUUUUAUGUUAUAGCCUUAUAUGCGUAACGCUUAAGAAACAAAUACCGAUGAGAUGCGAUGGCGAAGGAAGCAAAAAGGCCACAUUCUUUUUAUAUUUAUUUAUUUUUUAUUUUUAUUUUUUUUUUUUUUUUUUGGAAAAACGCUUCUUUCUUUUUGUCACCUCUUCUUCUUUUUUCUUUUUUUUACGUUUGUUCUUUCCGUUUUCUUUUCCUUUAAUUUUUUUUUUUUGUUUUUUGUAUCUUUUCUUUUAUAUUUAAUACUUUACCUACAGACAUACCUACACGUACACUUUAUAUACGUACACACAUGGUAAUGCUUGUUAAAUAUUAUUAUACAUAUAUUAUAUUUAGGCGAAUAUUUAUGUAAUGUAAAGCCCGCGUUUGGUCUCACGUAGGUGAAGAACGCGAAGAAAAGAAGAAGACGCGUUCCUCGUCUUAGAUUUUUCGUUGCAAAUAUUAAAUAUCGCGGCGUCACUAUUUUAUCUCGUCGCUUAUUUGAUUUUUCUUUUUUUCAUUCUUUUUUUUUUCUUUUCCGCGACAUAAAAAGAAAACGACAUUAAAAGAGGCAAAAAAUCACAUAUACGAACGCGAGAACGAGCUUACUCGUAAUUACGCCAGUUCGCAAUUAGCUUUAUUCCGUCUAAAUUCUCAGGAUCCUUCGAAUUCUCAUUCUCGUUGUUCGAAGUUUCGACGAAACGUUUAAAACAAGAAUAAUCCUCGUAGUUUCUUCUUCUUCUUUUUUUUUUUAAUUUGAAAAAAAACAAAAGAAAAAAGAUAGUAAUAAUAAAUAAAUGAAUAAAAAGGAAAAAAAAAAGAAAGGAAAAAGAAUAGAACAUUUAGAUUUUUCUCGAAUUAACUAAGUACCUUCUCGAAGACAAAAAAAAAUUUUGUUUCAAUCGAAAAAUGGCAGAUACGAAGAGAAACCUCUUUUAUUUGCGUUUUCCUUCUUUUCCUUACGUCGUUUACCUACUCUCAUAAGUCUCUUUCCUUGUCUUUUAGUCGAUGACGAAAGAGACAAAUCGAAAAUGUCUGAUACGUUCCUCCUUACCCUCGUUUACGUAUACCAACUUUAAUUUUAUUCGUUGGUAGUCGAAGAGUAACCUGCCUAACUUUUUUUUCUUUUUUUUUUAAUUUUUUCUUUCCCGGUCAAUCGUCACUUACUUUCUGAAUAAUGAGUCUUUGCUUUACAUUUGAAAAAGAAAAGAAAAUAGAUAUAGAAAAAGAAAAAAAAAAAGAAAAGGAAAAAACCAUUUUAAAUGAGAAUUUUAAUUAAACAAUAUAGUUUGUCUUUUACAUCCCCAUCCUCGCGUACUCUUCGAUUACUUUUCGAACGUUUUCGUUCACCUGCCACCGCGUUAAACUUCACUUGAUAGUUUCAAUUUCGGUCCCAAACGUUAAGUUCCUAUUAUGUUCUAUCGAUUAUGUCUGAAGGAAAGUAAUUAAUUAAAAUAAUAGAUGUCGUUGAAAAAGAAAAGAAUAAAAUCAAAUAUGGACCGUCGAAAAGUCGAACGAGGAGCGCGGUAUUACGUGAACGAUCUCGUCAAGUUAUGUUUGCUAGUCAGAAUUGGUUUAAAAAAACGAUGAAGCAAGCUAGAGAUAUUUUUUAAUAAUAAAUUAAUUAAUUGAUUAAUUAAUUAGCACUACUGCCCUGUUAUUCUUAACUUCAAUCGAUUUAUUGUUUAUUAAAUGAUUAAUUAAAUUAGAAACGCGGUCUGAUUUCUAUCGUCUGAACUCUCCCGCAUAGUUAUAAGUAAAUCGAUUUAACUUACACGUAUACAAAACUACGGUUCUUUAGUUACUAUUCUUUAGUAGAAUGAGAGAAAGAGAGAGACGCGUCAGCAUAAAUUUAAUCGAUUCAUUGAAUAAGAAAGUUUAAUUAGAGUUUCUUAUCUCUUGGGACGUAUAUGUGUUAUAAAAUAAUUCGUUAGAUGCAAAAAAUUCCUUCUUUUUAUUCUGUUUUUUUCGUCUAUGUAUGUUUAUACAUAUGUGUGCAUAUAUAUAUAUAUAUAUGUGCAUACAUAUUUUAUAACAAAUUUCUAAUGCCUUAACGAACACAUGUUGCACGGGUGGCGUAACUAUCGCGUCUGUAACAACUCGUAGUGUCGACACUACCAUCACUACUACUUAGUAAUAUUACACUUACUGCUACAGCUUUUGUUAAGUAACGCUAACGUUAUAAUUAUUUUUAUUAUUGCCACUGUCAUUGUCAUUAUUAUCAUUACCAUCAUUAGACAAACUAUUAUUAUUAUUAUUAUUAUUAUUUUUAUUAUUUUUUAUUAUUAUUAUUAUUAUUAUUAUUAUUAUCAUUAUGAUUAUUAUUAUUAAUUAUUAAUUAUUGACUAUUAUUAUUAUUAAUUAUUAAUUAUUAUUAUUAUUAUUAUAUUAUUAUAUUAUUAUAUUAUUAUAUUAUUAUUAUUAUUAUUAUUAUUAUUAUUAUUAUUAUUAUUAUUAUUACGAUUACUAUUACUAUUAUUACUACUAUUAUUGCUAUUAUUAUUAUUAUUAUCAUUAUCAUUAUCAUUAUAUAAUUAUGUUAUCUGUUCAGCACGCUUUAAAAAAAAAAAAGAGAAAGAAAGAAACCAUGUUGCAAGCUUUCUGUUACACGUGUUUUUCUUUUUUUUUUUAGGCAAAUGAAAUGUGAUUAAAAUUUAAUUCUUCAAUUUGAAUUCGUUCGGUUAUUAUCGGCCUUGUUUUCGAUUUAUUUCUUUUUAAAGUGGCUCAUUAAAACAAAUUUCGUAAUCGAUAGCCCAACGUACGAACUGUACGAAAUCUUUAAAAUACGCUAACGAUUGUCGUACGGAAUUUUUUAGAACAUGUGCAUUUAAGAAAAAGAAAAAGAAAAAGAAAAAAAGAAAAAAAAAAGAAGAAAGAAAAGGCAUAAUCGUUACCCCAUAUUAUCUUGGCUGCGAGAUAUCGGGAAUUCGAGAGCAGCGUUUGAUUUGCUAAUUCGAUCGAAGAUUAUCAAUAAUCCUAAAUUGUAAAGAAUAAUUUCAAUGGACUGAAAUACGAUCGAUCAUCUCGUAUUAAUUCGUCCAUCUCUAAAUGAAAGAACGCAUGACAACAAAGUCGCAUAUGUAUAUCUUCGCAUUCCCGAUUUCUCGUUCUUCGUUAUCAGUUAUCAUUCUUAGUUAUUAUUCAUUGACUCUAUUUGCUACUAUUACACACAACUAUUAUUAGUUAUCGCUAUCGACUUUUUCAAAAUGCGACCCUAUUGUCGAUCGGCGAGCGAGGUGACUGUUUCUAUUGCCCCUCGUCUCGUAAUGUCGCACAAACAACCACGUCGACCAAGAGACGCGCCAAUGAGUGCAGUUUUUUUCUCAAAAACGAUACCCUCUCGGCGUACUAAAAAAUAAAAGAAAAAGAAAAAAGGAGAAGAUGGAAAAUAGAUGAAAGAGAGAAUGAUAGGAGUUACUAUAUAGAAGAUACCAAAACUAUAUCUACUGGCGACAGAACGAAAAAAUAGAGAGAGUAAGAUAGAGAGAGAGAGAGAGAUAGAGAGAGAGAGAGAGAGAGAGAGAGAGAGAGAGAGAGAGAGAAAGAAAGAUAAACAAAGAGAAGCAAGCUUUCUUUUCAUCGAGAAGAGGCCAUUUUCGGAUAACGACCAAAAAAAGAACCUUCCUGCUUGGACAAAUUUCAAUAUGUUUUUUACAGCACUGGCUAACAAUGUCGACUCAUCGAGACGAUAAAAGGGGCGUGCGAUUAGUGAUAAUGAACAGAGGAAGGUUAAUAUCCAGAAGGGCUAUGAUGAGCCGAGGGUCAAAAGGUUUCUAUUUGUCCCUCGUGACAACUACGUCCGGCGAGAAAUUUCUUUCCUUUUUCUGAAUGACCGCGACGACAAAUAAGAGAGAAAAAGAAAUAGAAAAGACUAUACGUAGGAUCCUCCAAGCGCCAUGUACGUAGCGAGCAGCUUGUACACAAUUUCUAACUAACUUUGGGAAUAAUCGACGCGCAAAAAAAAGAAUUAAAAAAAAAAAAGUAUGUACGAAAGGAAAAAAGUACCUAGGAAACAAUCAUUAAGAAUAAUAAAUGAGUACACGAGAGAGAGAGAGAGAGAGAGAGUGAGAGAGAGAGAGAGAGAGUAUGUUUGUGAAAGGAUAUUUGAUUCAUUUGUAUGCGAGAGUGAAAGAGUAAGAGAGAGAGAGAGAGAGAGUGAAUGAAAAAUAGAAAAAAUGAAAGAGAGAAAGAGAGAGAAAAAAGGUUUAAAAAAGUAUCGGGCGUUAACUCACCAAUCUCUUUCGGUUACGAAUGAGUUCCGCAUUGUGUAGAAUUUUCUAAUAAUGAUUACGAAAUAUAUAUAAAUAUAUAUAUAUACACGUAUAUGUCUGUAAUAUUUCAGAAAGUGACGAGAAUUUUUCGAUAAUCGUGACGCGAUAAAUUUUGAGCGAGCGAAAGAGAAAGAGUGAGAGUGAUCAAAGGCAAAUCAUUAAGAAAACGAGAAAAAGAAAAAAAGAAAAAAAGAAAUGGGAAAAUAAAACACUCGCGAUUAAUAGUCUUUUUGCAUGAAAGAAUUCACAUCUCUAGAAACUAAUUCUUUUUUUAUUUUUUUUUUUUUCCGUUAAAACUAUUACUUUUCGAAACAAGGAGAAGCACCUCCGCAUUUUUAUGAACGAUAGAGAAAGAGUGAUGAUACGUAAUAAGAGAGCGAGACAAAAUUCGAAAUUCAUUGUGCGAUUCAAAACUCUUACUCGUGAGCAGUGUUCGAUAAAAUUUGACGUAAUAAUAUAUCGAAAAUUACGCUUCAGACUAUCGGAUUAUUACGAUAUAUUUAUCGUAUCGAAAACGUUCCUUUUGUAUGAUGAACGAACGUUUAAAAUUUAAGUUACGACAGCACAAUAAAAAAAAUGGUCUUUCGAAGAGUCGAGGAGCGCUAUUUUCGAGAUAUCGAUCUAUAUUGUCGUUAAAAAAAGAAGAAAAUUACGUUCAUUUGGAUUCGAAAGAUUUAAAAAGAAAAGUAGAAAAACAAAAAGAAAAAAAGAAUUAGAUUUCGACGAAUUAACGUACGGAGAGAUAUCUCGAAUGCAGAUCCUUCGAUUGAUACGCGAACAUAUCAAAUUAAUAAUACUAAAAAUAUCAUUUUCGAUAAAUUGUAUUACUAUUAUUAUUAUUAUUAUUAUUAUUAUUAAUAUUAUCGUUAUUAUUAUCAUCAUCAUCAUCAUCAUUAUUAUUAUUAUUAUUAUUAUUAUUAUUAUCAUCAUCAUCAUUAUUAUUAUUAUUAUUACCAAUAUUAUUAGAUGUAAGAAAGCCGAUCAAAAAAAAUGAUAGGAAAUCUAUACGUCUAUUGAACUAUUGAACACUGCGCAUCGACGUUUCGACGAAAAAGCAUCGUUUUGUAAAAUCUCUUGUUAGAUAUAGGAUUGAGGUAAAAGAAAGGAGAGUGAAAACGAGCGAAUCAGAUCGUACAGAAAAUCGACUUCAUUGUCUUCGCGAGAAGGACCUCCCGAAAACAAAAUAAUGCAGACAAAAAAGAUUUAUUUUUUCCAUAUUAAGAAAAAUAAGAAUAAGGGGAAUAAAAACUAAAUAAAGAGGCAUACGUUGGAAGCUGCGCGUUUUGUUAUAGAUACAUAAUAAUUAUAGAGAAAACUUAGGGUAGGGAUAUAUUAUAAACUAGAUAGGGUGGCAACUCAGUGCGACACGCAUAACAAAGAAGAUCCUUCCCACGAAAUUAAGAGGUCGAUUUAUCUGUCGAUAAUUGCGCGGAGGUAAGAAGAAAGCCGAACCAUAAAGACAAAGGGGGAAAAAAAAGAAAAGAAAAAAGAAGAUGAAGAUAGUCGGCCGAUCUCUCGCGUCUUCCGGCUGAACGAUCUUUCGCGGCAUCCGCUUUUGACGCUUUUGCGGAGUAGCCAGCUUUCUCAACGGUGUCAACGACGAAUAAUAAAGGACGAGGUGGAGGCUGCGCCGUAGCAAAAAAAAAAAAAUAAAAAAACCUAAAAUCAUUAAUUAACGAUAAGUGUAAAUAUUAUUUAGGAGAGGCGUUGCGACACACGGUAUCCCACGAUGAAAAUUACUAUUUAAUGAAAAAGAAAAAAAAAAUAAUAAUAAUAAUAAAUAAUAAUAAUAAUAAAUACGGUAAGAUAGUGAGAGUGACUCCCUUCUCCUCGUCCGAAAUUCCGCGAACAUAUAAGAUCGUUCAUCGUUUGCCGGACGUGCGCGGGCCACCGGCGAACCUAAAUUUAAGCACGUUUUUAGAAAUUAAUCGCGAAAAAUUGUGAGUGUGUUUUAAGCUGAACGUCGUUUUUGAGAUUGCUAAAUUUUCUUCUGAAAAGAAAAACGGAUUGAUUUUCGAGCUGCUAAAGUAUAUCGAACGAAAAUGAUUCCGACGAAAGGGAACGAAAAAAAAGAAAAGAAAAUAAAAGCGGACGUUUUAAGCAGGAUACUGAAACGAAUAGAGAAAGAGGAAUAUGUGUGUAAGAGAGUAAAAAACAAAAAAAAAAAGAAACAAAAAAGAGCGUACAUACAUGCGUGAAAAAGAGAGAGUGAACGAGCGAACAAGAAUGAGUGAGAAAAUAUAAACAAAAUUUUACUACCAAAUGAACUAGAAAUCGCAACCGAUGGGUAUUACUAAGGGGAUAUAAAAAAAAAAGCUAAAUAUUCGGAGCGUUUUUUCGAUAAAGAAAAGCGUCCAAAAUUGUACCUAUUUUCAUUUUAUAAAUUAUAUAUAAAUAUAUAUAUGUAUAUGUAUAUGUAUAGAUAUACGACGACCUAAGCGAUCAUUAAUGUGGAAUGCAAUUGAGAACCGAAGGAGUAAAGUGAAGAAGAUAAAAAAUUAUUGUACCUAUAUUCGGAGAGUGAUCGAUAGCGUAUUCGAGUCGUGAUUAUUAUUAUGGAAAAUUAUGAUCAUCGUCAUCAUCAUCAUUAUUAUUAUGAAUUAUUAUUAUUAUUGAUAAUAUUAUUAUUAUUUUUUAUUAACAUAAUUAUCUUUAUUAUUAUUCAUUAUUACAUACGAUCGUUGUGCAUAGAUAAAGCUAAAGUGAUCGAAACUUUGCCGAAAUUAUCAAAACUCAAAAUACCUUUACAAGGAUCGAAAGCAAGAUCGAGAAAAUGUAGUCAGAACGAAAGUAAGAAAGGACGUGAGAGUGAGAGAGACAGAAAGAGAGAGAGAGAGAGAAUGAGUGAAUGAGAGAGUGAAAGAGCGAGAGAGAGAGAGAGAGAGAGAAAGUAUACCUCAAUAUCGAUGAUUACAUAUUGCGUGUCGACCGACAAAAAGAGUCCCUCUCCCUUUCAGUAAACAAAAAAGGUCGUUAUUAAAGAAAUAAAAUUUCUAAAAAAGGAGGUCACGACCUCGAAUCAGGUUGAACACACGAAUAACAUAAAUUUGCAGACAAAAUUACGAAAAUAUAUUAUUACGUAAGGCCGAUAACAGGCAAAUAUUUAAAAUAGAAACAAAAAGCAAAAUCUGUUUCCUUUCUUACUAUUGUUAUGAUAUAUGAAUGACGAUUUUCUCCGAACAAAAUAAAAGAAAGAAAAAAAAAGAAGAAAGAAAGAAAAAGAAAAAAUGGUAACAAAUCCAAAACGACAACUCAUUUCUUCAUUUCAUUUUCUACAAUGACCAAAUGUUUAAAACGAAAGAAAGAAAGAGAGAGAGAGAGAGAGAGAGA
Vespula vulgaris is the source of this 24228-nucleotide messenger RNA. It is a transcript of the gene dati, whose product is annotated as zinc finger protein 853-like. Gene Ontology annotation, biological process: regulation of transcription by RNA polymerase II. The transcript is spliced from 12 exons. Gene Ontology annotation, molecular function: DNA-binding transcription factor activity, RNA polymerase II-specific; RNA polymerase II transcription regulatory region sequence-specific DNA binding. The record is from RefSeq and is a predicted model, not a curated record. Gene Ontology annotation, cellular component: nucleus. NCBI's taxonomy places the organism in Eukaryota, Metazoa, Arthropoda, Insecta, Hymenoptera, Vespidae. Bases 1 to 3021 code for a protein of 1006 amino acids.